AGUUUCCUAAGCAAAAUAGCUGCUCCAAAAUGUCCCUAACCCUUCCCCACUUGAUCCCAGAGGAAUUUUUUCCCUUCUAGUUCUUCCUAGAAGCGACCACUCCAGUAACCAGCAUUUGGGGUUCUAUGUAUACAUUGCAAACCCCAGAAUGUUGUGUGGCAAAAUGGGCUUGGGAACCUCAUGGGAAGGGCCCUACCCCUGAUUGCAGUUAUUUUUUCAGGCCCCCCAGGAUCUUGUUUAGGGGUGGUCUUUAUUUUAGGAGCACCAUGGUGAUUAAAGAGAGCCCUUCAUGCAUAUUACCAGAGCUAACUGGAGAACCUCUGUUCAGCCAAGUGACUUCUUAUUGGGUUCAGGGAGGAGACCCUUUGGUUGAGACUGGGAGAGUGAAAGAGAACAUGAUAUGAGGCAACAGCAGCAGAGAAUGGUCAUGAUGGUCAGAGUUAAACAGAGGAACUGCAAUGGUGAUGGAACUCCUUCCUGGACUGGCUGCUGAUUUUGCUUGCCCUGAUCAAAGAUGGGUAACCAUUAGCUAUUUAAGGUCAAAGGUCUAGAAAGCUGGGACUAAAAGAAGUCCUAGCAUUCCUGAGCCUAGUUCACAGUAAAUCCUGGAAGCCAUAGUCCUCCACUCAUUGAAAUGAGACCCUGGACCUGGAGUUUCCACUUUGGCACCUGAUGACCAGGCCCUGGGCAAGCCUUGUGGGAGAAACAAAGAUAACCAAGAUCUGGUCAAUGCACUCAAGGUGUUGGAUACCUUAGAAACUCUGUGCCAGCUGGAGCUACCUCUCCAUAAGGUUCACAGUCACAGAACAAAACUAAUUAGAGAAGAGGGAGAGCCGAGCUGACCAGGUUUAAAUCCCAUCAUGUGGGUUUGCCAUCUGCUCUGAGAUACAUUAAGGCAAACAGUCUGUGAUUUUCUUCAAGCACUGGUCUGGCUCUGGCACUCCUCACCUCCAUACGCUCCAGGGUGACACUAUUUGCUAGGGUCAAAUAGAAACUGUUCUGGUUGAUAUUUAAGAUUUUCAUGCCUUGGCCUCAGCCCAUAUAAUCCUGAUCUUCUUCAAGCUCUCAAUGAUCCACUCAAAUGGGACUUGACACAAGACAGUCCAUCUCCAGGCUCAGAGAUCUGGAAUGCACUCCCUCUUCACCUUCAUGUCCUAGACUCCUUAGUGGACCUUAAAGUUAAACUCAAGAACCAUUUUUCUAUGAAGCCUUUAGUGAUCCUGCCAAUUAUAAGUGGCUUCCCUGACAAAAUUACCUUAUUUUCAUUUUGUAAAUAUUUUGUAUUGGGCAGCUAGGUGGCACAGUAGAUAGAGUAGGUCCUGGAGUUAGGAAGGUCCAAGUUCAAAUUCAGUCUCAGACACUUACUAGCUAUGUGACCCUGGGCAAGUAACCUUAGCUCUGUUUGAUUCCGUUUUUUCUUCUGUAAAAUGAACUGAAAAAGGAAAUGGCAAGUCACUCCAGUAUCUUUGCUAAGAAACUCCCCAAUGGGGUCAUAAAGAGUAGGACAUGACUGAAAUGACUGAAUAAUGCCAACAAAUAUUUUAUUUAUACUCAUAUAAGUAUAUGUUGCCUCUCCUGAUGGACUAUGAGUUUUUCAAGGCAGGACCCUUCAAUUUUUUUUCUUUGUAAAAUUGUGUGGUUUGAUUUAACCUCUCUGAGUCUCAGUUCCCUCAUCUAUCAAAUGGGUACAAUAUUUAUAACACCAAUCUCAAGGAGCCAUAAUGGGGAAAACACUUUAUAAAUCUUUAGGCAUUAUGUCAUAUUUUUAUUACUGAAAGGCAAGCAAUUGGGUGGCCUGCUGAAUAGAGAUCUGGAACUGAAAUUAGGAAGACUUCAGUUCAAAUUGAACCUUAGCUAACUUUCCAGCUAUGUGACGCUAUGCAAGUCACCUCUCAUCUGUUCAAUUGGAAUUGUAAUAGCACUUAACUCAGGGUUGUUGUGAGAAUAAAAUAAGAUCUUUCUAAAGUGUUUUGAAAAACUUCAAAUGCUAUAGAAAUGAUAGCUAUUAUAAUUAUUGUUAUUGUUGUUUUUUUUUAUAUGUCUUACUUGACCCAACUGGGGGUUUUCUUGGUAAAGAUACUUGGUAGUUUAGCUCCUUUUAUAAAUGAGGAACUGAGGCAAACACGGGUUAGUGACUUGUCCAGGAUCAUAGUCAAUAUCCAAGGCCUGAUUUGAACUCAGGAAGAUAAAUCUUCCUGAUUCCAAGCAUAAUCCACUGAGCCACCUAGCUGCCACAAUAAUAAUAGUUUUCAAAAGACACCCAUCUUGUCUUGAUUCUUUUUGGCAGAGGAGGGAGAUGACAGACUGCUGGUCAAGCAAAACUCCAUGCAGGGAGAGGGUGGUAUUUGAACUGGACCCUAAAAGGAUGGUGGAUAUCCUCUUCCAUCAUGAGUCCCUUGGAGAUGUCCUGGAUCCUUGUCUUGUUGAUAAUAUUCUUCCUCUGGUUGUGGAUAGCAUCUUUCUCAUAAGUCUCAGAAUUGUCCUGUUUCACUGCAUUGCUGCUAGUAGAGAAGUCCAUUACAUUUGAUUGGACCACAAUGUAUCCAUCUCUGUGUAUAAUGCUCUAAACCAAAGGAAGUAUUAAUGAUUAUUGAGGAAAAUGAAGUGUUUAUUGAAAGAAUGAAGGAAGUACUUCAAAAGGAGGAAACAAAGAAGAAAACAGAUACAAAGAGGCAAAGGGAAGGUUUCACCUGAGUCAUAGAUGACCCAGGGAACAAGGGAGAAAAGGACUGCUGAACAUCUGGUGGUCUAGAAUAGCUAUGAGGCUCUUCCUGUAGAGGGCAGACCUGGACCAUUUCUGGAGGCAGAAGCUUCUUUAAUUUCAAGGAAAAAUGAUGUGGCUCCAUAGAAGGGUCUUCUAACAAGCAUCAGGGGAAAAGGAAUGGUGGUGAUUCUCUAUUAAAGAGACUUUUUCAUGUGGGGAACCAUGCCAGAAGAUUCAAGACAAGCACCAGCGAUUUGAUAGCCACCAAAGAUCAGGAAAAUUUGAUGACUAAUAACCAUUUGUGGUCAUUCUCAGAGGAACAAAUUUUAUCACCUGAACAAAUCUAGAAAGCCCAUCUAUGGACUUGUAAGACUUACAUCAAAUACCAAACACCUUGGCAGGAGUUGGGGCAAGAAGGGGCACAAGAGAAAUUUUCAACAAUACCACCGAUUAAAGGGAAUCUCUUCUUGGACUGUGAAGAAUGAAGCAAAAGUAAUUAGAGGAUCAGAAACGAGACGAGAUCAACAGCAUCUGCUGUACUCAAUGAGAUCAAGUCACUGGGGCCAGGGGUCGUAAGGGGCUGGUCCCCGACAUCUGGCAGCCCAACGUGGGGCCCGAGCGACCACCGGACGACUGAGGAAAAGUUCGGCGCCGAAAUCGAGACUACAGUAACGGGUAGGGAUCGAAUAGACGAUCCUGAGGAAGGGUAAGUUGUCCCAUUCAUAUCUCCCUCUCAAACCCCAUUGUGUGAAUGGUCGAAUGUAUGUGUGUUUUGAUGGCAACGGAAUAACAGUCCCCUUAUAUAUACGAGUAAUAGGGCGCCCCUUCGGGGAACCUGGCCGGGGCUUAUACGGCACGCCUACGCUCAAAUAUAAGGGACCCCUCUUUGACCAAAGGGGAGAGGCCAAUUCGUGGAGAGUUGAUCUCGCGGUUCGACUGCUGUUGACCUGUUUCUGAGUGUUGACCUGGGAUUACUGCGGUUCCGUCCCUGCGCGAGCACGGCGGCCAGGAAACCAGGGAAGCGAAACUUAUGUGUGACUGAAAAUGGGGAAAACACUGUCUAAGGAAGCUCUGUUUAUAAAAGAAUUAAAAGAAAGAAUUAAAGAGCGCAAUGUAGAAGUUAAGAAAAGAGAUCUGUUGCGCUUCUUCUCCUUCAUUGAACAACGCUGCCCGUGGCUCAUUCUCCAUGGCCCUGGCAUUCACCCCCUAACUUGGGAUAAGGUUGGCCGAGACCUUAAUGAUUUUGCACGCUCAGGUCAGCCCAUCCCUGAGGAUUUCUUUACCUUUUAUGGCCUGAUUCGGGACAUCCUUAAAGAGGCUGAUUCCAGCGCACAGGUCUCCCACCUCCUCAGCCUUGCUGAGGACGCUAUUGAGGAAAGUAAAAAAAAGACUGAAGAAACCCCUGAAUUAGGCAACAUGGACAAAAAAAUACAAAACCCCGUCUCAAGAAAUCCCUGAAUUAGACAACAUGGAUAAAAAAUACAAAACCCCGUCUCUCUUAGACGAACCUAUUAACACCCCCUCACACUUACCAGAACCACUGCCUCCCUCCCACAGACCCGCUCUCUAUCCUGUCCUUUACGAUAGCAAUACACCAGAGACCCUCAAUCCCGCAUACCAGACUGAACUGGAUGAGGCGGCAGCCGGAUACCACCCUCCAGACUUCCUUAAAAACAAGCCCCCUCCCUACAAUCCGCUUUACCCUUCCUUGAUUUUACCAACUCUUCCCAAUACAAAUGACCUAAAGAUAGCCACUGCUCAUUUAACUAAGCAAAUCACUGAUCUCAAACAAUUUAUAGACUUACAACAUGAGAUCGGCCACUUAACAAGCCAAUUACAUGACCUUCAGGUCGCCACCAUGAAACCAAUCUCACAUUCAAAAAAACCUAAAAACAACCCCUCCAAACUACAAAAGCCCCUCCUGGUCUUCCCGGUAGUUACCAGGCGUAGGGCCACCGCCGGUACCACCCCGGAGGAUGUAGACAUAGAGGAGAUCCCUGACGAACUGUCCCAACCCCACCAAAAUUCACCCCCCGUUUCCUCUGAAUCUGACAGAGAGGAGGGGGAUGAAGAAGCGAAUCAAGGGGUCCAUACCACCGAUACAACUCGGCCCCAUGCCCACCCAUUUAAAAAACUUAAAUUCAAACAGAUUAAGGACCUCCAUUCAGCAGUAAAAAACUAUGGCCUCAAUGCUCCCUUUACCCUUUCUAUCUUGGAAAGUCUCGGGGGAGAAGGGCACUUACUCCCCUCAGAAUGGACUAAGGUUACACAAUCUGUCUUGUCUAGAGGCCAGUUUUUAACCUGGAAGGCAGAGUUUCAGGAAAGGGUAGAAAAUCAAGCAAAAUCAAAUCUCACAAACCCCCAAACAGCCAAUUGGACAGUAGACAAACUCAUCGGUCGUGGUCGUUAUGCCCCUGACACCGUGCAAUUGAGAUUGCCUCCUGGCCUCCUCAUGCAAACCGCCCACGCCGCCUUAGCCGCAUGGCGCGCUGUCCCUGCCUCCGGGGCCAUCACCGCCCCGAUCUCUAAAAUCCUCCAGGGACCAAACGAGCCCUAUGCUCAAUUUGUAGCCAGACUCUUAGAGACAACAGAAAGGGUCUUGGGACAGGAUGGUACCGAUAACCCAGUGGUUAGACACCUGGCCAUUGAAAACGCCAACCCUGCCUGUAAGGCCGCCCUUAGAGGAAAAUCUACAGAGCUUGAUCUGAACGGCAUGAUCCGCUUAUGUAAUGAUAUUGACUCUUAUGACCACAGAAUUAACAAAUCUAUCUCCUUAGCUAUUGGAGCAGCCAUUCAAGCCACCCGACAGAACGCUCCCCGUAAUUGUUUUAAGUGCGGCAUGCCCGGACAUUUUGCUCGUGAAUGUCCCUCCAAUCAGGCUACCCCUAGUUUACCUUUCAGCCCCUCGGGUGUGCCUUCGAGACCGCCCCCAAGCGUCUGUCCGAAAUGUCGGAAAGGGCGUCACUGGGCCCGCGAUUGCCGCUCCAAAACUACCUCAAAUGGACAAAAUAUUCCACCUGUCCAGGGAAACGGGAUGCGGGGCUCCCUCGGGAGCCCCUUCCCCUCACCCUUGCUCGAGCCACAACAGGCAGCGCAGGCUUGGACCUCUGUUCCUCCUCCACCAGAAUAUUAA
Messenger RNA from Monodelphis domestica (gray short-tailed opossum), 5837 nucleotides. NCBI's taxonomy places the organism in Eukaryota, Metazoa, Chordata, Mammalia, Didelphimorphia, Didelphidae. The record is from RefSeq and is a predicted model, not a curated record.